Molecule: messenger RNA, 2436 nt
Organism: Cutaneotrichosporon oleaginosum
Lineage: Eukaryota; Fungi; Basidiomycota; Tremellomycetes; Trichosporonales; Trichosporonaceae
Molecular function (GO): RNA binding
Source: RefSeq, a predicted model, not a curated record
AUAUCGUCAUCUGCGCCAGUAUCGCCCAUCUCACCAGCUCACCAUGGGCGAGACCAUCACGAAGCGCAUCCACGUCGGCGGCCUCAUUCCCACUAUAACGGCCGAGCACCUCCGCGACCGCUUCCGAAGCUUUGGCACCGUCACGGCCGUGGAGGAGAUAGGGCUGAACGCCCUCGGCGAUCCCCGCCCCUUUGCGUAUCUCACGCUGGAGACUACGCCUGCCCAGUUCCGGAAAUGCCUGAACAUCAUGUCUGGCGCGACUUGGCGCGGCACCACGCUCCGCCUCGCCGAGGCCAAGCCCCGCUUCGACGUCCGGUUGGAGAAGGAGCGCACCCGCGACCCAAAGAAGGAGGCGCGGCGCGCCUCGCGGCGCCUCAAGCGCGCGAUCGCCGUCGUAGGGGGCAAGGAGGCGCAGGACAUGCGCCUCGUCUCGCGCGACAAGGUCGCGCGCCGCGCCACGUCUACUUUCUGGGUUGAGGCGGACGGGCACCUCAUUAGGCCCAUUGCGAUACGUCCUUCCCACCCGAUUCCCACACCCGCCUCGGUUACACGGAAGAAUGACGGCGCGCCGCCGCCGAAGCGGGCGCGUAUCCGUGUCAUCGACACGCGUCGCUGGGGCCCGACACAUGUGACUGAGCAGGAGAUGGCUGGGCCAGUGGAGCGUGGGGAACAGUGGGAGUUUGUUGAGGGCGACGAGGAGGUGGAUGAGGACGGGCGGGUGCGCCUUGGCGCGUGGAUCCGCGCGGGAGAGGAGGAGGAGGUGCGUGUCCGCCGGCCGCUGGAGUUCAGCGACGCCGAGAUGGAGAGCGACAUCGAGGCGGACUCGCCUCUUUUCCCAGCCCACACCCGCUCGGCAUCGCCUCUGUUCCCGUCCAAGGAGCGGUCUGCCAGUCCGCUCUUCCCGACCCGCGACGCUGAGCGUUCCGCAUCGCCACUGUUCCCGACCCGCGAGGAGGAAGCGGAACCGGCCCACCCAGCCCCCUCCUCCCCUCCUUUCCCGGUUCACGACCGUGUUGCAUGGCUCAAGGACGAAGAGAAGCACACGCUGGAUCGGUCGUCUCGUGCUACUACGCCCUCGCCAUCCCCCGCGCGCGUUGCAGAGGCCGUGGCCUUGGCGGAGCAGCAGGAAGAAGCAGCCGACGAGGUGCGCCUUGAUGCACCCAAGGCCGAGGUCGAGGAAAACCGGGCGGAGCGCUCGCCAACACCCGAGAUCUCGCCGCUCAAGGCGGUGGAGGGCGCCGUUAUGGCGGCCCGCGAGCGUGCUGAGCUGGGAGAGAAGGUUGAGGCUGAGCGGCCUGUGCGCUCGCCGACACCAGAGAUAUCGCCUCGCAAGGCCGCCUUGGCUUUGCCUGAGGAGGUGAAGGCGCAGGCGGCGAGCGAGCGCGGCACCGCGCUGAGUGUGCUCACCUCGCUGCUCGGCGAGGCGCCGACGGUCCGCAAGGCGCGCCGUGAGUGGAUAGCGUACGAAGAGGAAAGUGACGACGACGAUUUCAGCGCCCUCAAGCCGCAGGCUUAUGAGAGCUCGAGCGAUACCGAGAUCGCACCGGUCGAGCGCGCUCGCGCGCCGUCCCCCAAGACGCCGGACGUCGCGCUCCGCGCGCGCUGGCUCGAGGAGCAGGACCUCGAGCUUGAGGAGGGCGACGAGCCUGCCACAGUCUCCAAUGACCUGCUUGAGGACUUGGUGAUGCGGCUGCGUGGCGGAGCUGCCAGCGACGAUGAGAAGUCGGACGACUCAGACGACAGCGAGGACUCGGACUCGGACUCAGACGACAGCUCAGAUGGCUCUGAUAGCGACGACUCUAGCGACUCCUCGGAUUCCAGCGAUUCAUCGGACUCGAGUGAAUCAGGAGAUAGUGCCAACUCUGACUCCUCGGAUGAGGCUGCCGGGUCUUCCUCCCCCGCCGGCCCCGCCCGUUUGAAGGACCUCUUCGCACCCACAUCGGGGGGCUUCUCGCUCCUCGGCGUCGCCCCUGAUCUCGAAAUCGAUGAGACCAUCGUGCUGCAGCCCACGGCGGAGGAACCCGAGCUGGCGCCUCUCGCCGCCGCCCCGCGCUCGACCUUCGACGCGAGCCCAGACAUCCCUCUCUUCUUCCCCCUCCCCGUGCGCCCGGGGCGCCGCGGCGAGGCGCGGAGUGUGCUCGCGCCUGAGGAGGAGGGUGAUGUCAACGGAGAGGCUGAGGCAGAAGAGGGAGAGGGACGGGGCGUCCAGAGGCAUUGGGGCCAGGCGCAGGAGACGACCAAGCCUAAGGCCACGCGUACUCCACGGCUUGUCGCAUCUGAGUCGGACGCCGAGGUACAGGAGAGGUGGAAGAGGCGGCGUCUGGAGUUGACGCAGGCGUGGAAACGCCGGCAUCGCGAGGCUGUCAAACACAGUCGCCGGAGGGGCGGGGAUGAUGUCGAGUAAGCGAUAGACGAGGGGCGCAUGCAUCGCUUGUC